AUGAAUGAUGAAAUUCAUAAAAAAAUAUUUUUUUCAGAUAAAGUGGAAAUAAACCUAUUUAUUAGUGAUGGGGCAAGAUAUGUUAGAUAUUACCCAGGAGAAAUACAUAACAGCAAAAACACUGUGCCAACAGUAAAACAUGGAAGAGGAUGUGUUAUGGUCUUUUGGUGUAUAUUAUAUCAAGGUGUUGUUGAACUAAUAUUUAUCGAAAAUACUAUGAAAGGCUGCUUAUAA
Molecule: messenger RNA, 234 nt
Organism: Hepatospora eriocheir
Lineage: Eukaryota; Fungi; Microsporidia; Hepatosporidae
Source: the annotation of a GenBank genome assembly